AUGGCACACCCUUCUCUUACUAUCUUCACCCACGAGCCCUGCGUGGUACUUGGGAAUAAGAGGCAUUAUCCCCACUUCACAAUUGAAGGAACAGAGGCUCUGAGAAGUCAGCAAGUUUUCCAAGGCCACAGAGUGAGUUAUCGCAGGGCUGAGAUGGGCACCCAAGGUUGCCAGCUACAAGAGCAGUUCACAGUGAAUGGCAUACAGGGGCCACUCUUGGCUCCAUUGGGUGGAAAAGUUGAGUUCAGUAGCCAGCUGUCCCCACCAGAGAGUGCAGAACACAUGGAAAUACGCUGGUUCUGGAACCACUACACAAAACCUGUUCACCUGUACUAGAAUGGUAAAGACUUGUAUGGAGAAGCCAUCUCCAAGUAUGUGGAGUGGACAGAGCUCCUGAAAGAAGCCACUGGAGAGGGUAAGGUGACCCUCAGGAUCUUUAAUGUGAAUGCUGCUGCUGAUGGGUGGUACCACUGUUUCUUCAAAAAUGGUGAUUUCUGUGAUGAGGCCAUCAGAGAAGUGAAGGUCACAGCUACAAGCCUGGAAAUGCGGAUUCUUGUGCAUCCUCCAAACACCAAAGGUCUUUUAGUGGAGUGUAAUUCAAGAGGUUGGUUCCUGCAACCUCAAAUGGAAUGGAGAGACAGCAGAGGAGAGAUCAUUCUACCUUCAUCAAAAUUUCACUCACAGGAUACUGACAAAUCGUUCAGCCUGAAGAUGGCCCUUCUUCUAAGAUGGAGUUCCUAUGGGAAUGUCACUUGCUACCUUCCACCUGUAACUGGUCAAGAGGAAGGAACAAGCAUUGUCCUUUCCGAUAAACUGUUUCCAUGGGAUACAAUUUGGAUACUGAUUCUGGUCAUAAUUCUGGUUCUGCUGCUGACAUUUAUCAUGAUGCCCAGUGUCGAUUUAUAUUACAGAUUACAAGGUAAGUGGUCAGUGGGCAUACCGGUAGUCUUGACUUCAAUAUGUGUGAUUGUCUUCCUCAUUAUCUAUUUGCAUCACAAAAAAGAGGUAUUCCCCAUUUCAGAUCCACAUUUCCAGUUGGAUGUCAUGUAGUUGGAAGAUAUGACUCUGAUCCUGUGUGUUCUGAUGGUCUUUAUCACCAUGGUCAUUUCCUUUAUUUACUUUAGAUUCAGAGGUAAAGCAGAUGGGAAUAGUGCUCGUGAAACCACACUGUGGCAGGGACAGCUGGCAGCUGAGCUCAGCCCUUUCACCCACCAGGACCACCUGGUGGCUCCUGGAGCUGCUCACAGUGAAGUGCUCUGCGGAAGAAGUCGGAGACAGGAUUUAUUCUGA
Molecule: messenger RNA, 1290 nt
Organism: Kogia breviceps (pygmy sperm whale)
Lineage: Eukaryota; Metazoa; Chordata; Mammalia; Artiodactyla; Physeteridae
Product: putative selection and upkeep of intraepithelial T-cells protein 1 homolog
Biological process (GO): regulation of cytokine production; T cell receptor signaling pathway
Cellular component (GO): external side of plasma membrane
Molecular function (GO): signaling receptor binding
Source: RefSeq, a predicted model, not a curated record